GUGCGCCUCAUUCCGAGGUGUUCCAGUAGUGUGAGUGCACGGCUCCGGGAGCUACAUUUCCUCAUAGUGUCCGUUGACGUGAUAUGGCUUCGUUGGUCGGCAAACCAUUGGCUAUCGACUUGGGGGUCAAAAGAGAAGCGGUCAUCGUAGAGAACGUCAAGUCCGAAUCAGUCGACAGGAGUACGGUGCUGGUAGACAACACGUCCGACGUUAGGUGCAAAAGGAGGAUCAACUUCGCUUAUUCCGGGAUGCAACCGGCUUCCGUGGCUAGGAGGAACGCGAGGGAGAGGAACCGCGUCCGACAGGUCAACAACGGGUUCGCCACCUUGAGAAACCACAUCCCCUUGUCUGUCGCGGCGGCUUUGGGAGCGUCCAACGCCGGACGCGGUGCCUCGAAGAAGCUCAGCAAGGUCGAAACGCUACGCCUGGCAGUCGAGUACAUCAGGUCUCUUCAGGAUCUGCUCGACGAGUCCGGCAACGGCUCGGAAAACUACUAUAAAGAAUGCAAGAUGGAACUGUCGCCCGUAUGUUCCGACGCCUCCGACUCGCCGCCUCCUUCCACCUCCUCUUAUCAAUCCGAACCGUCCUACAACGGCAACACCUACCACCACGACAACUACAGCCCGAUGAGCCCCGAGGACGAGGAGCUCCUCGAUGUCAUCUCGUGGUGGCAGCAAUCGCAAUAGCUAAGAAUCUUCUUUUGACAACGGAAGAAGAAAUCAGCUUGUCCCAAGAUCUCCCCAAGGUGGUCAGACCCUCUCAACUGUACAUAUCAAGACAAAGACAAAAAAGAACAGUCUAGUUAUUUAUUUAAAGGUUCCCUUUUACUAAUUUUAACUUUUACUUGUACAUAACGGAAAUAAUGGAGGCAGGGAGUGCAAAUUUAAUUUGCUUAAUUUAUGGAGACUCUGUUACCAAAUAGUCUGCGGUUCUGCGUACAGAAGCUGAAACGGCUGCCGCGGAACCGCCUUUCGAACAUGUAGUUUUCGUUUUCCAACUUAACUUUCGCAAAGUCGGAAAUCGACUGUCUACAUGUAACCGGUCUAAUUUGUACCAGUUACAAGGGUCAAAUAAUGAAAAAGACUUUUUUUAUUUUCUAGUCAAAAGUGGAAAUUUGCUAUAUAUUUUUUUUUAAAUUGUAAUGUAAAUAAUUAUUAGGUUAAAAUUUUAGUUCAAGUGAUAGAAAUUUGCUCUAAUUCUCAAAGUGAUCGUGUUUAGGCAAAAAGGGGUCUUGAGGCUUCGUUCACGUUCAGAUAUCCCGGUGGCCGGUCUAAAGCGAAAUCUGUUAAAAAUUAAUUGUUAUCGUUUCUGUGAUACGACUAAAUUAAUCCCGUUUGAAAAAAUAAUCAAAAUCUCCUCCUCGACGUCGAUGGAUGCUGACAUUUCCAGAGAUGCCUGAACGUUUACGACGACCUCGCAACCUCUUAUAGUUUAAAAUGGUGCAUCCGUGCCUUCAUUCAAUUUGUGAUCAAUAACGUUUACUAUGUGGCCUUAGAAAAAUACUUAAUACUCUAAAAAGACGCCGUGACAAUAAUAAAUCGCAGGUGAUGCUAUUUUUUAUUAUUAAGGUAUUUUUGUACAAAUCGACCAAGUUAUGAAUAUUGUAGUUGCUAUCUAGUUGAUAAUUUUAAUGAUUUUUUUCGUAAUGUUAUCAGUCAAUUGAUGCUAUGUCUUUAAAGUUUAAGGGCCAUAUUUAUGGUUAAGCCAAUGGUAAUAUUGUUCCGACCUUGUUAUAUUUUGUAUAUAAAUAUUUUAUAUGGAUAUUAUAUU
Cimex lectularius (bed bug) is the source of this 1770-nucleotide messenger RNA. RefSeq names its product achaete-scute homolog 1a-like. Gene Ontology annotation, biological process: developmental process; regulation of transcription by RNA polymerase II. Gene Ontology annotation, molecular function: DNA-binding transcription factor activity, RNA polymerase II-specific; RNA polymerase II transcription regulatory region sequence-specific DNA binding; protein dimerization activity. The transcript is spliced from 3 exons. The record is from RefSeq and is a predicted model, not a curated record. Lineage: Eukaryota; Metazoa; Arthropoda; Insecta; Hemiptera; Cimicidae. Bases 84 to 686 code for a protein of 200 amino acids.